AUGAAUUUACUAGCCAUUAUUUUGACAAGACAUGUAGAUGAUAUUAUUUUCCUUUGUUCCGCCACCGAUUUGAAUGCAUAUUCUUUUAUCAAAAAGAAGGCCUUUAAAGAAGCCGCUUUCUUUGUAGCGAGGACGGUUCCGUCAAGGAUCGAAUACAACACCAAGGAAAUCAUUACACAUGAAAGCAACACGGUCUUUGCAUUCAAAUUCUCGGAUAAUAUCUGCCCCCUUGUAAUAGCCACAGAUGAUUACCCAGAGAGAGUGGCCUUUUACAUGAUUAACGAAAUUUACAUGGACUUUAUUCGCACCAUUCCGAAAGAUGUGUGGUCGGAGGUAAAGCAGGACAAUAAAAUUGAUUUCAAUUUGAAUUCAUAUCUGUCCAAGUAUAAGGACCCACUGACAUGUGAUGCCAUAGCCCACACAAACAUGAAAAUUAGCGAGAACAUUGAAAAAGUGAGAACAACUAUGGACGCACUCAUCAGGAACAGGGAAAAUUUGGAUGUCCUCGUCGACAAGAGCAAGGAUCUUUCGACUACGACGAAGCAGUUAUUUAAGCAAAGCAAGAAACUGAAAAGGAAACAGUGUUGCAGGAUUAUGUGA
Messenger RNA from Plasmodium knowlesi strain H, 600 nucleotides. RefSeq names its product SNARE protein, putative. Gene Ontology annotation, biological process: endoplasmic reticulum to Golgi vesicle-mediated transport. The coding region runs from base 1 to 600 and encodes 199 amino acids. The record is from RefSeq and is a predicted model, not a curated record. Lineage: Eukaryota; Apicomplexa; Aconoidasida; Haemosporida; Plasmodiidae. Gene Ontology annotation, molecular function: SNAP receptor activity. The transcript has 7 exons. Gene Ontology annotation, cellular component: Golgi apparatus.